This is a messenger RNA of Aspergillus wentii DTO 134E9, 1356 nucleotides long. RefSeq lists its product as uncharacterized. The transcript has a single exon. Lineage: Eukaryota; Fungi; Ascomycota; Eurotiomycetes; Eurotiales; Aspergillaceae. The record is from RefSeq and is a predicted model, not a curated record. Bases 1 to 1356 code for a protein of 451 amino acids. Gene Ontology annotation, cellular component: membrane. Gene Ontology annotation, molecular function: glycosyltransferase activity.
AUGGGCGCUCUGCUUGGCUUCCCCAACGGUCGCUUUUUCGCCUCUCUUGUCGUCGCGCUUUUCCUUCUCUUUUCCCUCUUCUCUCUCUAUCCCACCUCUUCCGAAUAUCCAUCGCUGUCUCACCCACAGAUAAAACCACAAACAGACCGAUGCGAGCCCUUUUCAAAUGCCAACAUCCAAGUAAUCGUCAAAACAGGCGCCAAUGUCAUCUACGACAAACUUCCCCUCCAACUGCUGACAGCCCUACGCUGCCCUCCCCAGCCCCUCAUCUUCUCCGAUCUGCAGCAGGAAUUCGGCCCCCUCCACGUCCACGACGUCCUCGAGCAUGUCAACGAGACCAUCAAAGCCUCCUCCCCGGAGUUCGAAUACUACCGCACGCUGCAGGAAUACCAAAAAUACGGGCAGGAUGUGCGGUCUCUGCGGGAUUCGUCGAAAAGUGUUGCCUGGCGACUGGACAAGUACAAAUUCAUCCACAUGCUCGUCAAGGCGUGGACGCUGCGUCCUAAUCGUGACUGGUAUGUUUUUGUCGAGGCGGAUACGUAUUUGAUCUGGAGUAAUUUGGUAAUGUGGUUGGAUCGACGGGAUCCUUCGCAGCCGCAGUAUUUGGGCUCGCCGACGUAUCUCAAUGGAGAGGCAUUCGCCCAUGGAGGAAGUGGAAUUAUUCUUUCCAGGGCGGCGAUGGAGAAGGUUUUGAGUGACGAUGAGGAUAUCACAGAGCGAUAUGAUGUGCGCCUGCAGAAAGAGUACUAUGGCGAUUAUGUGCUGAUGAAAGCGCUGGAAGAAAAGGGCAUUGCACUGGAGAAAAGCUGGCCGAUGAUGCAGGGGAAGAAGCAGAACUCGCUUCCUUUUGGUCCUGGACCGGGGAAUGGAGUUAGACAUUGGUGCCAGCCGUUGGUCACCAUGCAUGGGGUUACGCCCGAAGAUGUCAAUGCUAUCUGGCAGCUUGAGCAGCAGAGACCGGAUGUGAAGAAGCCGCUUCUGAUGGCUGAAAUAUACGAGCAUUUCAUGGGCCGGAAUCUGCCUGCUGAACUGGAUGAUUGGUAUAACCUUUCCGACGAUCUGAUGUUCAGAGCCCCGGGGGUCGAGGGAAGUCGCCAGAAAUCCGCAGAAGACAUGACAGAUGUCGAAAAGGAAGCGCAUCAGUCGUUUGAGAAAUGCGGAAUGGCGUGUGAAGAACAUCCCAAGUGCUUUCAGUAUGUUUACUCUCAGCAGACCUGUGGAUUUUCCUUUUCCUACCGGUUAGGACAGAGGGAAUUGCCUCAUGACGACGGGGUUACAUACAAGUCAGGAUGGAGGUUGAACAAGAUCGCCCAAGACCAGAAGGAGAAUCGAUGUUUCGAGCCAGAGUGGUUAUAA